Molecule: messenger RNA, 438 nt
Organism: Spirometra erinaceieuropaei
Lineage: Eukaryota; Metazoa; Platyhelminthes; Cestoda; Diphyllobothriidea; Diphyllobothriidae
Source: the annotation of a GenBank genome assembly
AUGGUACGCGGAUCGCAACGAAUUGAGUGCUCCUCUGUGAUCAGGGCUCUCUACGGUACGCCAACCAAAGCAACUGCUGCCCUUCUCAGCGUCGACGGCAGUACCCUAUUCACUGGAAAGACAAAUUCGGAAGCGACGGACCGAACACUUCCGGGACGUCCUCAACCGUCCCUCCAUAAUCUCCGACGCCGCUAUCGCCCGUCUGCCUCAUGUGGAGGCCAACGCCGACCUCGACCUCUCGCUCUCUCUCUCCAUGAAACCAUCAGGAACGUGCAGCAGCUCUCCAGUGGGAAAGCGCCCAGAUUGGACGCGAUCCCUGCUGAGCCCUACAAGCACGAUGGCCCCCGGCCCAUGGAUGAUCUGAUGGCCCUAUUCCAGGAGAUUUGGCGUCAAGAAGACCUGCAGGAUUUUAAGGACGCCACAAUCGUCCAUCUCUAG